Molecule: messenger RNA, 2170 nt
Organism: Fundulus heteroclitus (mummichog)
Lineage: Eukaryota; Metazoa; Chordata; Actinopteri; Cyprinodontiformes; Fundulidae
Gene: sh2d5
Product: SH2 domain containing 5
Exons: 10
Coding region: 260-1456 (398 amino acids)
Cellular component (GO): postsynaptic density
Source: RefSeq, a predicted model, not a curated record
GGGGGUUGACUCAAAGCGUCGUCUUCCGCCGUUUCCCCCCCAAAGAGAGAAGAGGUGUUUAUAUCCACCUCCCUCCGCGGAGCCCCGCCUCGGACUCACUGCACACCUGAGCCGCCGCAGCAGCAGGUAAAGGUGAAACGGACCUCGGCGUGUUUGCUCCGCUGUCACCGACAAGGUGCGCAGAGGACGGGGGUUGAAGGAGGUAGAGGCGCCGAGUCGGAGCCGCGAGGUUUCGGCCGUGCUGGAUAAGACGGGCAGCAUGGGAGAGGCACCGGUGAGGGAAGACGGCACCGUGACACGAUCAGCAGAGUAUGUCGGGUCGUUUCUCGUGGAUGACUGCUGUCUGGACGAUCAGAUAACGCAGCUGCACACACAGCUGAAGCACUUAAAGGCAUGCCAGAGAAGCAGGCCGGUGACCCUGAAGUUCUCCCUCAAAGGGGUGAAAAUGUAUGACGAGGAUGAAGUGACCCUCCUCAUGGCUCAUGCUUUGCGAAGAGUCUCCCUGUCCACCGCCCGGCCAGUGGACGCCCAGUUUGCCUUCGUCUCCCAUAACCCGGGCGGCACCGAUGCCCAGCUUUACUGUCAUGUUUUUAAAGCAAGACAUGCCCGAGCGGCCCAGUUCCUGAACUUGCUGCUCUGCCGAUGUUUCCAAUUGUCUUAUCUGGAGAAGCAUCCAGAAGAGGCACAAGAACUUUGCGCUGGGCCGCUGCCCCGGCGUAACCCCUCGCUGCUCCACCACGGCUUCCCUCUCAGCGUCAGUGCCCUGGUGUCCUUUCGAAGAGCCCCCUUUAGAGGACUGCUGUUGAGCGCCAAGAAAUCUAAGCAGUCCUCCACUGAGCUUCCUGAUAGCCCGGAUGAAGUUUUUCCCUCCUCCUUACCCUCUCUGAUGCGCAGGAAAGUCAUCCGCACCAAGGGACUUCGCUCUGGUGCUUACCGCUCCUUCACUUUCACGCCACGCAAACAGCGCAGCGUUCAGGAGCAGCUGAGCGUGUCACAAGAAAAGGGUCGAGACGAAGUGCCAGCGAGGCGAUCCCGGGCUCCGAGCUUAGCUGAAACGGAGGAAGCUUUGGCUGAAGCUGUGUGGUGUUGGGCUGGUCUCGCAACGGAGACCUGCUACUCCCUCCUUGCAGAUGAUAUCCUGGGAUCAUACCUUCUGUGCCCACAUCCCAAAAAACCUAAAUGUGGCUCUCUUAUCAUUCGCCUCCCCUCUGGCCUGGUCACCCACCUUAUAGAAAACACUCGUAAAGGGAAAUUCAUGUUGGAGAAAUGCAAGACAGAAUUCAGUUCCAUCGCUGACCUCAUUGAAUACUACUCGGUGACCCCGGGCGAGCUGCCUUGUCAACUGAGCUGCGCUCGGGUCAAUCACUGUUAUGAGUGGGAGGAAAACGCCAGCGCACUAAAGGCUGCAAAGCAAUACAAAAGCCCAACCAAAGCAAGAGGUGAAAGUACCCACUAAAGGGAAUGGAGCCUGAGCGAAGUGAGCCGCCAGACUCAGAGGAUGCAAAACAAGAGACACUCUUCUAUUUUUAUUUUUAUUUUUUUUGCACAUUUCUUUUAGCAUUUAAACCACAUGGUAUACUGGGGACCUUUCACUCACUGGAAAACACCGUGCACCUUUUUAUCCAUGUUGGCACCUGUACGUGCUCCUGUAUGCACCGGAUUCCAUCAGGGUACUUAUUUUUCAAAGAUGUCAUAUUGAGUUGCAGCUUUUAUGUAAAGUAAAUUUUAAAAGUGUUUUUACAUGCCUGUAAGGCAUCUGUAUUUUAGAUGUUUUUUUUUUUUUUAAUCUGUAAGACUUUAAAGUGUGGACUUUAUGGCCGGGUCUUAACCUUUUUCUUGGAUUGUAUUCCCCCCUCGAUCUUCUAAAGAUGUUACCUCAGUAAAUAAGCAUGUUUUACUCUGAUCGUUUCUGUUUUGUCUACACAUUACUCUGUUUAAGAGACUGUAUGUAGCGCUGCACCUUAUUUUCACUGCGUUUGAUGUUGUGUGCAGUUGUAGCGUCACAAAGUUCAGAACAAACCCAAGUUUUUCAGCAGAAGAUUGUUUACGGGGAUGGGAGAUUUCCGAUUCGUCGUUUCUGAUGAGUCGUUUCCAUCACCAGUCUUCAUAAAGUUUUUAUGCACAUUUUGCAAUAAAUCGUGGACUCUUUCCAGUCCUCGUCCCACUAAAA